Odontomachus brunneus is the source of this 2841-nucleotide messenger RNA. RefSeq names its product E3 ubiquitin-protein ligase RAD18-like. The coding region runs from base 324 to 2447 and encodes 707 amino acids. Gene Ontology annotation, cellular component: nucleus; Rad6-Rad18 complex. NCBI's taxonomy places the organism in Eukaryota, Metazoa, Arthropoda, Insecta, Hymenoptera, Formicidae. The record is from RefSeq and is a predicted model, not a curated record. Gene Ontology annotation, molecular function: ubiquitin protein ligase activity; single-stranded DNA binding. Gene Ontology annotation, biological process: DNA damage tolerance; protein monoubiquitination. The transcript is spliced from 7 exons.
CUAGCAGUCAACUAGGGUUGCGUUCGGAAAUGUUACCCAAGUGUACCCAUUACGUUGGAGUGAGCGAGAUACAAGAGUGAGAUAAAAAGAGAGGAAGAGUACUCGAGUGACGUUUCCGAACGCAGCCUAAAUUAGCUGUGGUCAACAAAAAGGCGCGCGAGAAACAAUUAGUUCGUACCUGGCUUUUUCGUUAAUUUCUUUUCCAUUAUGACGGAUUUUCCUUUUAAUACUAUGUUGAUAUUGACUGAUAUAAUUUGAAUUAUGUGUAUAAAAGUAUGGUUUUCAAUUCUAUAUUUUUCUAACCUUAAAAUCUGUGAUUUAUCAUGUCGCCAACAAAAUACGUAGAAUUAAAGCGUAUUAAAGAGUUAUUAACAUGUGGGAUUUGUUACACUUUGAUGGACACUAGUGUGAUGACUUUGUGUUCUCACAAUUAUUGUUCUCUCUGUAUUAGAAGGUAUUUGCUUUAUAAAACACAAUGUCCUAUCUGUUUCACGGAAACCUUUGAAAAAGAUUUGAGAACAAAUAAAAUUUUGGAUGAAAUUAUCACCCAAUAUUUAAAUGUUGAGGGAAAAUUGGAAAAGGAAUUUUAUCACAAAGAAAUAGAAGCUGUAAAGAAUGAUGAUUCUAAAGAUACAUGUUCAUUGAGCAAUGUUGAGUUUAAGAAAGAAACACAUGUUCCCAGUGCAAGUGGAAUAUCACAUAAAGAUUCUGAUAAUCCAACAGUAACUAUUUCUACACCUCGUGUGCAAAGAAUUUAUCAUCAAGAUAUAUCAAGUCCUAGUACUAGCACAUCACCUAAAAUACCUUCAAUUUUCACACCAAAAAGUAAGAAAGGUUUUCGAAACCAGGAAAAUUGUAAGGUGGUCACAUGUCCAGUAUGUAAAGUAGAUGUGCCUGAAAAUAAUAUUAAUAAACAUUUAGACGAUUGUUUAAAAAGAGAAAAUACAAAGGAUCAACCUAAAAAGGUUGAGCUAAAACGUAAACCAUUAGCAAAGUUAGUACUAAGUUUAAUGAAAGAGAGUGGAAUGCGAAAAAAGCUAAAAGAAUUUGGAUUAUCGUCUCAAGGAGACAGAAGAAUGUUAGAGAACAGACUGCAAAGAUAUAUUAUUCUCUAUAAUGCAGAAUGUGAUAAAAUAAAUCCAAGAUCUGUAUCAGAGUUAAUUAAACAGUGCGAAGAAGAAGAACAUUUAGAAAAGAAAAUGCAAAAACCAUUAAAUGUUAAGAAAUUGAAUAUUAAUAGAAAUACAGAACACAAUGUUAUUGAACAACAAAGAAAAAUAUAUUUGACUGAAUACAAGGAUAGCUUUGACCAGAUAAUUGCAAGAAUAAAAACUGCUGAUAAUGCGCGAAAAUUUCCCGUUAGACGCGAAAUAUUAAGUAAAGGAAAUUCUGGUAGUAGAGAUUGCGCAAAAGACAGAUCAACUGUCAAAGAUAGCGAAAAAGACGAUUUAUUGCGUAUGAAUUCGUAUAUCGAUGAUUCCGAUUCAAAUACAUCUUGUCCCUUGCAAGUAUAUUCCAGCGAGGAUCCUAUGAAUUUUUUGACAGUUGAACUAUCUAGUUCAUCCAACGAUAACAGCAAUCAAUCUGGUCUUACUUCUAAACAGGAUACUUCAAACGUUCCUUGUAAUAUUAAUUCAACUUUAGUUAGUUCCAUUGAAAAAGCAGAAAGUAUAAAGACUGAAUUAUCUUCUGAAAAUACUUUGAUACACAAAGAGGUAGCUUCUAAUUUGCCUAAUAACACAACAAAUGCUUUUCAUGCAGAAGAAUGUGAUGUUUUAGAGAAUAGAAUAAACAUUCAUGCCAAAAAAUCAUGUUCUAAGCUCAGUGAAAUUGCUUCGAAGAGUAGAAAAGAAGCUGAAUUACUCACAAGGAGGAAUAAUGAUAAUAUAAGACACAAUCAAGGGAAAUAUGAUAUACACUAUCAUUCUGUAGAUAAAUGGAGAGAAGAAUUACGUGAUGAGGUUGCAGAUCAAUUUAUAAAAGACAUCAAACAUGAUACAAUAAUCGUUGAUAAUAUUGAUGAUAUUGAUGAUCGACUCGAUGAGGAAUCAAAGCAACAAUUAUGUAAUGCAAAAGAGUAUACGCCCCAUCGCAUAAAAUUCGAGAAGGAAAACAUGGAAUCGAUGGAUGGAACUAUUGUUGCAUCUGCGUCGAAUCGAUCACGUGACAAUACAAAUGCUCUUCGAAAACGAGAGCGUGAUAUGACGUUCGUAUUAAGCGACGAUGAAAGGAUUGCGGAUAGAUCGAUGCAUGUCAGAAAAUCGGCCAGAUUUGGUCUUAGUGAGACGAUUAGAUUCAAUAAUGAAAAUUUUGGUGAGUCUACAGUGCAAAUUGAGGAGGAAUCGCGAAAGGAGAAAGUACAAUUACGUGCAACUUGUGCAAGAAGUGUAAAUAAUUCUGUGAAAAGAUCUACUAGAUUAAGAAGCAAAAUUAAUCGAGAAAAGUAAAUAUAAAUUGAAUCACGAAGAUAAAAUUGAAUUUUGGAAAUUAAUUUUUAUAUAUUUUAUUGAAUAUUAUAGAAUGUGUGAGAAUAAGGAAGACUGGACUUUCUUAUGAUUAAUCUGUGGUUCAAAUUUUUGACAUAUUUGACUAUUGUUAGUAUUUUUGCCAAAAUGUAUAGUGCAAAUUUGGUAUGUACAAAAACAUAAAAUAUAAACACAAUUCUAUCUUUUUUAAAUAAAAUGGCAUAACAAUGACAUAUGUAUCUUAUAUCGUUAUUGCAUAACAUUCAAAUGUUUUGUUUAUGUCAAGCAUAUUUUGUAAUUUUAUACAUACAGUAACAUAUAUUAUCUUGUUUUGUAAAUUUAUUUCAAAAUCAUCUAAUAUACUGAUUGCAUUAAA